GUUUCUUUUUCUCCAUCCAUGGCGAAAAUUACAGAUCUGCCAGAAGCCAUCCUACAACAAAUAUUUUCUUUGUUGAGAUCCGAAGGAGAAGGAAUCAAAGCCAGCUUAUGUUGUAAACCAUUGAUGAACGCCUGGCUAACCCGACCCGAUCUUGUGUUCGAUUUCGAUCAUCUCCUGCGCUGUUGCGAUUAUGAAAACCGAAGGGAAAUCUUCGAAGAGGAUGUAGAAUACCAGCAGCUGUUGGAUUACUUGACCCGGACACUGAGAAGAUACCAUCAGGGGAAGGUACCAAUUCGAUCUUUUACAUUUAAACAUGGUCCCUAUAGUUUCCAGAAACGGAUCGUGAAGCCCCAUGUUCUGGAGGAAUGGGUCAGGCUUGCUUCCGAAAACGGAGCCAAAAUACGAUUGAAUCUGUUAUAUGAUUGUUAUUUGCCCCAAAACUUUUGGGAGUGGAAGAAUCUCGCAGAGGAUCUAAUGUCUUACUGCAAUUCAAUUGAGGAUAUGGAGAUUCUGUUCUGUACUGGGUUGAAGAAGAUUGUCACUAAUAAACUUCCACGUCUUAAGCGAUUCCGCUUUCGCGGCGAUGUGGACUACUUCACAUUGGAAAUUCAAUCGCCAAGCCUUGAGUUUCUUACAGCAAAAAUGCCUGGUUGGAACGGAAAACUCACUUUACAUCCAUGUCAGAAUCUCAAGUAUUUACGCCUCAAGAAUUUCGUUGUUAAUGCCGGAAACAGAUUCUUUGAAGACUUGGAUAAUUAUUUUCCGAAUCUGCAGUCUCUUCGGCUAGGUCGAACCUGUGUUAUACGCUGUGAUUCUGAGGACAUAUCAAAAAUCAAAGUGUCAAGCUCUUCACUGGAAAGAUUGCAGCUGAAGCUGAUACAUGAUCUGGAUGACAUUUUGGUUCGUGCUCCUAGAUUGAAUGAAUUCGUGUAUCAUGGCUACGCUACCGCUGAUCCAAAUAUUAUUGGUGCCUCAAGCCUGCGGACUUCCACCCUCAAGAUUGUGCCAUCUUAUGUAGAUUAUAGGAGUAACAGGUGUAAGUACUCUUUUGACAGAGUGAAGGAACUCAUAAAAAAAUUUGGCCAGUCUAGACUUUCUUUAGUCCUGAAAUCUCGUCAGCAUUCUGUGAUUAACUUAGGUAUGGAACAGGUAAGAGAUGAUGAUCCUCAUAUUCCAGCUAUUGAAAGAUUAUCAGUGGAAGGUGAGGGGAAUGAGGAGUCCUUGAUUUCUAUGUUGGAUCGCUGUUUCUGGUGUUGUCGUCCCAAAAUCUUAAGCGUAAAAUGGUGGGGUUGCCUGAAUGAUGUAGACGGCGGAGACCCCUUCUUGGAGAGGGCAAUGAAGACCGAAUAUCAAGAUCAUGAUCAGGGUCACAUUAAGUUUUGGCAGCGAGACCUGAAAAGAGUACAACCUCAGGCUCUUGAUCAUCCCAAUCACGAAUCUGAUGGUCGCCCAAAGGAUUUUCUUCACUUCUUAUACACGUUGGACUGGGACACACCAUCAUCCUCAACAGCAACAGAAGAAUGAGGAGGCCUAAAAACUUUAAAUGACAGAUUUCAUUUGUAGUACAACUUAUCCUGUCGUUUUGAUUUUACAUAGGUUUAUGAAUUUCUAAAAUGUUGAAU
Oldenlandia corymbosa var. corymbosa is the source of this 1622-nucleotide messenger RNA. NCBI's taxonomy places the organism in Eukaryota, Viridiplantae, Streptophyta, Magnoliopsida, Gentianales, Rubiaceae. The record is from the annotation of a GenBank genome assembly.